Messenger RNA from Macrosiphum euphorbiae (potato aphid), 4863 nucleotides. The record is from the annotation of a GenBank genome assembly. Lineage: Eukaryota; Metazoa; Arthropoda; Insecta; Hemiptera; Aphididae.
AUGUGGUCUGCACAGUCACGUCCGUUUACUUUAGUUUUGAGUGACAUCAAAGUCCCAUCAUGCGCAAUAAAAUUAGAAAACGCCCUAUUAAUAAAAACGAGUUGGAUCGCAUAUCCCGCGGCCACAACGAUUGCAAUAUUAAUUGUUGGUGUUUCAUUUUGUUUCGCAGGUGGGACAUCGAUGACUUCAGACGAUGAAGAUGAUGAAGAGAAUGGGCCGAUGCACGGUGAAAAGUUGCCUAGAAAGUUGUCAAAUACUUGCAGGCAGUGUGCCAUGGGAUUUCUGAGUUUUUCCGAGCUGUCGGAACACAACAAGACGUGUGUGCUCCGGACCGGCGCCGCCAACAACGCAGACACUUCCGACGAUUUCGAUCAUCGGAACGAUCACGACGACACAGACGAUGUAGAAGAUGAUGAAGAACCAGACGAUGAAGAGGACGUUGUAGACGAAUUGGUCGAUAUAGACGACUAUCGCCGUCCCGGAAACCGUUUCGGGGUCGUUUUUCAGCAAAUUGCAGCCGAUUUAAGGAGGGGCUUUCGCAAUACUAACUUCAACAACAAUAAUAAUAACAACAACAACAAUAAGGCGCACGAAGAGCAGAGAAGACAGCGGCAGGACGCCGAGAACAACAACCGCCGUUACGGUGGCGGUCUGCCAGACCCCAUCAGUCCCGCCGACGACCUUAGGAUGGCUAUAGAGGAAAGUCUGGCCGCACUUGAGGCGGCCAGCGGUUUUCCGGUAUCCGCUUUCCGACCUGACAUGCUCAUGCAGCAUCAGCAACAACAAGCGGCAACCGGUCACCACGUGACACUCGAAGCGCUGCAAAACACCAAAGUGGCCGUUGCGCAGUUCGCGGCCACCGCAAUGGCUGUACAUAACGGUGCCAUCAGUAACCAAAAUGUGCUACAAGACUUAGCCAUCGUCAAUUCGUCACUGUUCACGUUGCAACAUCAGCAGAUGAUGCAGAUGAGCCUCAUCCAACAGCUCCGUCGACAGUUGCAAAUAAGCCGUCGGAGUGGCGGUGGUGGUGGUGGUACCGGAAGUAUCGAUGGAACCUUGUCUGUGUCGCCACCACUACUCAGCGACGGCAAUGACGACAACGCCGCGGUCAUGCCGGCCACGGCAGGGGCAUCGCCCAACGACAUACCCAUGUCUCUAUUGGCCAUAUCGCGGCAUGGUGAGAGAAUAAUGCACGAGUUUGUUCAACAGCACCAUCAACAGAUCCAGGCUGGACGAUCCCCACCGCUGCCCCCGCCACCCCCUCCGCCCCCGCAGCAGUUGCUACCGGCAGUCACGCCGCUUUCAAUUCCGGUACCGGUACCGAUGUCCAUGUCCACACAACAGUCCACGGGCGACUGUACUACGCAAACGCCACUGCUUCAGCUCAGCCGAUCUCCGUCGCCAUCUACCUCACGCUCGCCAACGCCUCCACCGCCAUCCAUCAUGGCCAUAAUGGUGCCUGAACUGCAACGCCCCGCUCCGUCGCCAAUGCAAGCUUUGCAAGCAUCCGUGUUACCGGUACAAACUCCACCGCCACCGCCGCAACAGCAGUUGCCGCUCCAACCGACCACCGUCCAGACCGUUGCGUUGGUGCCGGCCGAGAGUGCGCCGCAGCCACCACCUCCGGCCACGCUUCAGUCACAGCCUCAGCCGUCUACAUCAUCGUCGACAUCGUUUUCGCUGACUCCGUACACUUCUUCACCAAUCGUCACGCAUCAUCAUUCCAUCCCAUCGUGUUCCGUUUCAUCCGCGUUCGCAUCGUCCAUCAUCACCAACUUGGACCCGCCGCCGUCGCCUAGCGAACCCUGUACUCUGGAAACGUUGCAACGCCGUGCCCAAGAAGUUCUGGACAAGGCCAGUCAAGGAAUGAUGGCCAACAAUCUCGCGGACGAGCUUUCGUUCCGGAAGUGCUCUGGUAGCGGUGGAAAGGGCAGCUCACUGUCGCCGUACGACGGUAAAUCCGCCGGUGGCAGUGGCGGAAGCCGAGGUGACAACUUUUACAAGCACAGGUGCCGUUACUGUGGCAAGGUGUUUGGUAGCGACUCGGCCCUUCAGAUACACAUCAGAUCGCACACGGGCGAACGUCCGUUCAAGUGCAACGUUUGCGGCAGUCGGUUUACCACUAAAGGCAACCUCAAAGUCCAUUUUCAGAGACACACGUCGAAAUUUCCCAACGUCAAAAUGAAUCCGUUGCCGGUUCCUGAACACUUGGACAGAGACUUUCCGGCGCUGAUGCCACAGCACUUGAACCAGAGUCCACACCAUCAGAACGGAUGCAACUCACAAAUGCCACCCAGCUCCACUGGUGCCGUCACUCCGCGGUCUCCGUUGUCACAUCAGUUUUCCGCGGCCUCUUCCGCCUCGUCUUUUCCGACAGCUCUGUCCAAUCUAUUCCGACCCAGUGGCAGCCACCACGGCCAGCAACAACAUCAUCAAUCGUCAUCGACAGACAUAGCACUCCCAUCGAAUAUUCAAAUGCCGGCACAGCAGCCUGCCGAGCAGUUAUUAAUGACAAACCAUCAUCAACAACAUCAUCACCAACAGCAACAACAACACAAUAUCCAACAGCACCAUCACAAGCAGCAACAGCAACAUCACCUGCCGAAUAAUCACUCAUCAUCGCUACAACUGUUUCAGUUCAAACGCGAACAAGAGCAACCCGAGAACUUGAGCAAACCUGCUAACGCUGGCUCCUCCUCCCGCGGAUCGUCUAUUCCGUCUCCUCCGCCUCUCUCCGAUUCUAGUAUGACGCGCAACAACAAAGACGAUCCCACAUCCUCCGAGUACAUCGACGAUAUGGCCGUGGACAUCGACUCAGCUGACGUCGAUGAACGUCAAAACGAUAUUGAUGCGAACACUGACGACUUUAGUGUCGACACUAAGUACAGUGGUGAAGAAGAACGGACCAACAGUCCUACUAUGAAUGAAGGGUUACAAGACCAACCUGAAAACCUUUCCAACAAAAGUGGCAGAGCAAUGAUGGCCAGCCCUCCACUAAUCACUUCGGACGAGUCCUUUUCUCCCAGGCCGACAUCGUCGUCUUCGCAGCACCACGGUUCCCAGGCUGGAUCGCCCGUAUCGAUGUCUUUCCACAACAGUAGAUACUCGCCACCUUGCGCCCUGGACCUGACGCCCAAACAGUCGGCAUUGCCCACUACCGCCAAUCACAUAAUGUCUACUUAUCUGCCACCUGCUUUCGCCGGGCUCAUGGCAGGAUCUGCUACUUCCGCGGCCGGACUUCCGGGCCACGGACCGUCAUUCGGACCAUCCGCUGCUCGAGGAAACACCACGUGCAACAUCUGUUUCAAAACGUUCGCGUGCCACUCUGCUCUCGAGAUCCACUACAGAAGCCAUACCAAGGAGCGGCCUUUCAAAUGUUCCGUGUGUGACCGAGGAUUCUCGACAAAGGGUAAUAUGAAACAGCACAUGCUAACGCAUAAGACUCGAGACAUGUCGUCGACGGGCGCCGGCGGAGGCAGCUCGUCGAACAACAUGUUCGACGGCAACAACUCGACUAGCUGUGGUCAUGAUGACACAGCCAGCAACGCAAGCUCAGAGAGCCGUGAAGCAGCCCAGCAUCAACUGCAUCACCAGCAGCACCAUCAACACCAGAUACAUCACCACCAACAGCAGAUCAUGCUUUUGAGUGUAGCCGCACAAAACGCCGCAGCAGCAGCCGCAGCCGCCGUGGCCGCAGUCACAUCUGGUUCAUCUGGAGCAGCGACUGGUGGAGUCGGGCCUAGAUCUCUGCCACCACCACCGCCGCCGCCUCCACCACCACCACCACAGAUCGUAUUGCAACAGCUUGCAAACGGUAUGAUGCCCGUGGUGACCUGUACCGCGACUACGGUAUCGGCGAACGCGUCCACGUGCACCGGGCCUUCGGCAACCAAUACCGGGGUUCAAUUGGCGGCCAACUUGUCUCCGCCACCGGUCCAACAACAGCAACAACAGGCCGUGUCUGCACAGACGCCCCCGUCGCAACCACUGAUUCAACCGGUGGUCACACUGUCCGUACCCGCCGUUGGUCAGCAGCAGCAGUACAACGCUCCAGGCUCUGGUUCCAGAAAACCGCCGGCCACGACCGAGGGAGGUCUGUCGUCUUCUUCGUCGUCAUCGCCAAAACGCUCAUUGGCCGAUCCCGACUCCGGCUUGCCAUCGGCUAAGAGACAACCAAGUUCGCCCAAGCACUUGUGUAACGUGUGCAACAAGAACUUCUCCUCGUCCUCUGCACUACAAAUCCACAUGAGGACCCACACAGGCGACAAGCCUUUUCGAUGCACAGUGUGCCUAAAAGCGUUCACGACCAAAGGCAAUCUCAAAGUGCACAUGGGAACGCACAUGUGGACCAAUGGAACUUCUAGGAGAGGGCGGAGAAUGUCACUAGAACUUCCACCACUGCAGAUUGCCAACAGUGUCAAAGAAACGGAUUUCCUCCAACGUAGACAAGAAAUCUAUUACCAUCCGUUUCUGUCUACUCCGUAUUUAAACGGAAUGCAUCAACAAAAGAUCAACGAGAUAUCGGUGAUCCAGAACGUCAACAGCAACGUCAACAAUCGCAUUCUGAGCGGGUUCGGCAACUUUGGCGCCGGCGCUACGUUCCCGGGCGACAUGAUGAAACAAGAGCCGAGCAUCGCGGCCGACAAGCAGAACAACGUCAUGUCGUCGUCGUCGUCGCCACCGUCCCACCACAUAAGGACACCGCCACUUUGGGACCUGCACUACGACCGGCAGGCAGCCGUCAACAUCAAGUCGUCCGACGACCAUCAGCUCAACAACUGCGCACCCCAAUCUCCGCAGUCGUCGCCGAUAGCGCACACAAAUCACAUCUCCCAGAACCGCACCGAAGGUCUAGCGACAUAA